UUCUAGGCAAACUGUUUGUCUACUGACUUCAUACAGUCAACAACGAACGCACUGAUCGGCGGCCCGAAUACGACCAAAAGUGCGAAUGAAUUUUCUUAGUAGAUUCUUUUAAGUUUGAAGAAGUGACGUGUACGAAGCGCGACGUUAUUAUCCUUUCGCGUAUAUAAAGUUUGCAGAAGAAAAGGUGCGGUGUGAUUACGAAAACAAAAUGCAAACUUAAGUUUAUUGUUUAAAACAAAGUAAUUUAUUUAAAACAUAUAAUUGAAAAAAAAAUCAAGAACAUUGUGGAAGCGGUAUAAGGAUUCAAUUAUUUGCCUUUUGUGGAAUUCAUAGAUGUGAAUUUUGCAAAACAAAAGGAUUAUUAAGAAACAUCAAAUUCUCUGGAUUUUAAUAACUUUUUAAGGGGCGUAAAACCUAAGAUGGCUCCCAAUUUGAUCGGUAGUACUUUCCUCAUCGCCGAAACGGCUAUUACUAACAAUGACGCCAAUAAUAACAAGCAAGCGACAUUAGCUAAGUCUGCUUGCAAAGCCAACAACGAUCGUGUACCCCAUCAAGGUGAGCCAGCAGCGUCCAUGAGCCAAAACGCUGCCAAACCUGUGGCGCAGACUCAGAACAAGUCGGAUGUUGCAACGCAAAAACCUUACGAGAUGGAAAUUGUGUGGUUCAAUGUAUUCCUAUUUGUGAUAUUGCACUCGACAGCGCUGUAUGGUGUUUGGUUAAUUUGGGCUGAGAAUGCUUAUUUGGAAUUUCUGAUUGGCUACUUUUACGCCGUACUCGGCGGUCUGGGCAUCACUGCCGGUGUACAUCGUCUUUGGUCGCAUCGCGCAUACAAAGCCAAACUUCCGCUGCGUAUCUUCCUUAUGCUUUGUCAAUCGCUCGCCUUCCAGAAUAGCAUUUACGAAUGGUGCCGUGAUCAUCGCGUUCAUCACAAAUUCACCGAUACCAAUGCGGAUCCACACAAUUCACGUCGUGGUUUCUUCUUUGCUCAUAUGGGUUGGUUGAUGUGCAAGAAACAUCGCGAUGUUAUCGACCAAGGCAAGAGCAUUGAUAUGAGCGACAUUUUAGCCGAUCCCGUGGUUCAAUUCCAGAAGAAAUACUACUUUGUUGUAAUGCCGAUUUGUUGUUUCGUUAUUCCUGCACUCUUCCCUUACUUUGUGAUGGGCUCUUCGUUACAAGUUUGCUUCUUCGUUUGCUCAAUGGCGCGUUAUGCACUCUCACUGCACGGUACUUGGUUGGUAAACAGCGCUGCUCACUUCUACGGCAUGCGGCCAUACGAGAAGAAUAUCAGUUCGGUUGAUAGUAAACUUGUUUCGAUCAUUGCUUUCGGCGAGGGCUGGCACAACUAUCAUCAUGUCUUCCCAUGGGACUACAAAGCGGGAGAAUUGGGCGCAUACCAAUACAACUGGACCACUGCUUUCUUGGACUUCAUGGCGCGUAUUGGUCAAGCUUAUGAUUUGAAAUCGGUGUCCCAAGAGUUGAUCUUAAAACGUGUACAACGUACCGGCGAUGGCUCGCAUUUCUCAUUACAAGAUGUGAAUAACAAUAAUGUGAACCUAAAUGAACUGGUGGCGAAACUUGAUCAUGAGAACGAAGAUACCAUGGUUUGGGGCUGGGACGAUAAGGAUAUUUGCGACGAGGAUCGCAAGGGAGCGGUGCACGAUAAAGAGGAAUAAAGCGUUUCAGUUAGCAGUGCUUUUUUUUUAGAAUAGUACAGUAUUUAAUUAGUAAAAUUGUACUCGGUGCCUGUUGAAAGCUUCCUAUUGUCAUGCUAAAGUUAUCACACUGAACAACUUCAUACAAACAACAAAAACCACGCACAACCACCAAUAUAAAAGUACGAACACUAACACACUCACACACACACACACAAACGCAGGCCAGCGCACACGGUUGCAUAAUUAACAUGCAUAUAUACAAAUGUGUUUGGAAUUCAUUCAAAGGGGGAGGUACUCCAUUUAGUAGCACGCGUGAAGGAAAUAAUGAGGGAAAUUUCGUUCGUACACCGCUGCGCACAAUUGAAAGAAAUCGUGUAAUGAUGAGGAAGUUAAGAAGUUGAUGUUAGAGAUGCAGAUCCAAAGUUACGAUAAUUAUGAUUGUACGUUCUUAUUAAAGGAGGUUAUAUGCGGCAUACAUACUUAUUACGUUAAGGGAGGUAGUUCACAUACAACAUAGAGAGUUAAGGCUAGUUCUAAGGAGAUUGCUUGUAUAGAGUUUUAAGAGUUUUAUUAUUUUCUUCUUAGAACUUGAUUAUGUUUUUAUAUAUACUAUACAUAUAUAAAGAAAUGUUAGUUUUAGUUUGCUUUAAAAUUAUUUUGUAUAUUACAAUAUAAACAAUAACCAAAAAUGUUAAGGUAAAUAAUAAAACAGUUCGAAA
This is a messenger RNA of Anastrepha ludens (Mexican fruit fly), 2374 nucleotides long. RefSeq names its product acyl-CoA Delta-9 desaturase. The transcript is spliced from 5 exons. Bases 420 to 1673 code for a protein of 417 amino acids. Gene Ontology annotation, biological process: unsaturated fatty acid biosynthetic process. Gene Ontology annotation, molecular function: stearoyl-CoA 9-desaturase activity; iron ion binding. The record is from RefSeq and is a predicted model, not a curated record. Gene Ontology annotation, cellular component: endoplasmic reticulum membrane. Lineage: Eukaryota; Metazoa; Arthropoda; Insecta; Diptera; Tephritidae.